UGCAGGGAUGAACAUCAUUCAGUCACACCAAGGCUGUCAACUUUGUAACAGUGAUACAUUAGUCACCUGACGUGCCAGAGGGAGUGUGUCCAGGCACUGCUCGUUCUGAUCCAAGCGUAGGUUUGUUUUAAAAGUGAUUUACUCUUUCUCAAUUUUUGUUUUUAUUCCAGGUGAAUCCGUGUGUUUGUGUGUGUAUAUAUCUGAACCUCAGAGAGAUAAUGUUUGUUAUUGGAUUGGCUGAUAUUAAAAUCUCUUACGAUCAUCUCAGCUGUUAGGGCUGUCUGCGAAACAAUUGGAGCAUGACAAGGAAAGAGUGACAGACCCAGCAGGACGGUGACACAAGUACGGAAUCUUCACGAUGGCAGAUUUCAUAGCUGGAGCGCUUGGCGGUGCCUGUGGGGUUAUGGUGGGAUAUCCCCUUGACACAGUAAAGGUACGAAUUCAGACUCAGAAGAAUUAUAAUGGCAUCUGGCAUUGUAUACACUCAACGUAUAAAAUGGAAAGUGUAUCUGGAUUUUUCAAAGGGAUGUCAAUGCCGAUCUCAACAGUGUCAGUCAGCUCAUCCAUUGUAUUUGGUGUUUAUAGAAACUUUCUAUACCAAUUAUGCAAAUUGAAAUAUGGAACGGCGGAUAUAAAGCCAUCGAAAUUGGAUAUUUUUGUCUCUGGUUACACUGCUGGAGCAGCUCAGGCUUUAGUAUCAUCGCCUGCUGACAUGGCCAAAGUACGUCUACAAACGCAAACGUUUCCACGCCAUUCCAGCACGUGUUCUUUAGUGGCAGGGCCCAAGUAUACUGGCCCAAUCCAUUGCAUCAUAACCAUUGUGCGAGAGAAGGGAUUUUUUGGGCUUUACAAAGGUUGUUCCGCUUUAAUGUUCCGAGACUGUCACUCAUUCGCCACGUAUUUCCUGUCAUAUGCCGUGUUUCGAGAGUGGUUUGUUCCAGUUGAGCAAGGUAGCUCAGAAUUGUGGGGUGUUCUGCUUUCCGGAGGAAGUGCUGGGGUGGUGGCCUGGGGCAUUGCUACGCCUAUGGAUGUGAUCAAAUCUCGGCUACAAGUUGAUGGGGUGUCCCAACAGAAGUACAGAGGUGUUGUCCACUGCAUCACAGAGAGUGUCAGGCAGGAAGGAAUCACCGUCCUCUUUAAAGGACUCUCACUGAACUGUCUUAGAGCCUUUCCAGUAAAUAUGGUGGUAUUUCUUACUUAUGAAGUCUUAGUGAAGAAAAUCAAACUCAUUACUUCCUAAACAGGAGCCAAAUGACAAGCCGUGUACACGGUAAGUGUCAGAAGAUCCUGGGCACUUUAGCACUCAAAUUUCGAAUGGUCAGUUAUUGCACUGUUGCUUAUUAAUAUAUCUAUAUAUUGUAAAUAUUUCAGCGCAGUGUUUCUCGAGAAUAAGGAAUCAAGACCUGUGAUACAAUCUUUAAACAAAUAUACGCACUUAUACCGUAUAAAUGAGGGACAAUGAAAUAAAUGCUCUUUUAAAACAAAAAACAGUAUUAUAAAAUCCACCAGUAGAAUGAUCUGACAAUACAAAUAAAAUAACAUCCCAAUGCCUAUUACAUAC
This is a messenger RNA of Pelobates fuscus (common spadefoot toad), 1561 nucleotides long. It is a transcript of the gene SLC25A47, whose product is annotated as solute carrier family 25 member 47. NCBI's taxonomy places the organism in Eukaryota, Metazoa, Chordata, Amphibia, Anura, Pelobatidae. Gene Ontology annotation, molecular function: transmembrane transporter activity. The transcript has 6 exons. The record is from RefSeq and is a predicted model, not a curated record. The coding region runs from base 359 to 1240 and encodes 293 amino acids. Gene Ontology annotation, cellular component: mitochondrion. Gene Ontology annotation, biological process: transmembrane transport.